Messenger RNA from Scomber scombrus (Atlantic mackerel), 1457 nucleotides. It is a transcript of the gene myg1, whose product is annotated as myg1 exonuclease. The record is from RefSeq and is a predicted model, not a curated record. The transcript is spliced from 8 exons. Lineage: Eukaryota; Metazoa; Chordata; Actinopteri; Scombriformes; Scombridae. Gene Ontology annotation, cellular component: nucleus; cytoplasm. Bases 44 to 1246 code for a protein of 400 amino acids.
AAUGUGUCCGCCACCGGUGCGUCGCGGGUAAAGUGUUGUUUGAAUGUGGCGUGCGUGUUUGACAGCGUUUAACUUCACAAAAAACACACGUUUCAUCCACAUAACCACGCCAGCACGCGUUUUACGUCUAUUAAACUCACAGCGUGAUUGCUGCUUCCUCUCUAUAGACGUCAAGUUUACUCGCAUUGAACUGCGACACAUGUCAAGUCAACCCAAGAGACUCCGCACCGACAACAUGACCGGCACAAAGAUCGGGACCCACAAUGGGACCUUCCACUGCGACGAGGUGCUGGCCUGCUUCUUCCUCCGCCAGCUGCCUCAGUACAAGGAUGCUGAGAUCAUUCGGACAAGGGACCCGGCACAGCUGGCAGAGUGCGACGUUGUUGUAGAUGUAGGAGGAGUGUUUCACCCAAAGACGCAUCGCUACGACCAUCAUCAAAGGACUUUUUCAGAGAGCUUCAGCAGCCUGUGUCCACAAAAGCCAUGGGUGACCAAGCUCAGCUCAGCUGGCCUGGUUUACCUACACUUUGGCCGUCAGGUGCUCGCCCAGCUGACAGAGCUGAAGGAGGAUGACCGGCAGCUGGAGGUGCUCUAUGACAAGCUGUACGAGAACUUUGUGGAGGAGGUGGAUGCUGUAGACAAUGGCAUUUCACAGUGUGAUGGGGAGGCUCGCUACAGCAUCUCCAGCACACUGAGCGCACGUGUCGGCCACCUGAACCCACGCUGGAACAGCAAGAGUCAGGACACUGAGGAGGGUUUCAAGAAGGCUUUGGUGAUGGUUGGGGAGGAGUUCCUGGACCGUCUGGAUUUCUACAAGUCUUCCUGGUUGCCAGCCCGCACAGUCGUGGAGGACGCUGUUAAAGAGAGGCAUAAGGUAGACCCCAGUGGGGAGGUGUUGAUGUUUUCCCAGGGUGGAUGUCCCUGGAAGGAGCAUCUGUUUGCCCUGGAGAAGGAGCUCCACAUAGAGGCGCCCAUCAAGUUUGUCCUUUACCCCGACCAGAAUGGACAGUGGAGGAUCCAGUGUGUCCCUGCCGGGCUCAACACCUUCCAGAACAGGCUGUCCCUGCUAGAGGAGUGGUGCGGCGUUCGCGAUGAAGCACUGUCGAAGCUCAGCGGGAUUCAGGGAUGCAUCUUUGUCCAUGCUGGAGGCUUUAUUGGCGGGAACAAGACCCAGGAAGGAGUCCUGGAGAUGGCCCGUAGGACCCUGCAGGCCGCUGUCCAGUCGCCUGCAAACGGAAGCAGCUGACCGGUCAGAAAGGACAGCCAACAGCACAUUUUGUUUUCGUGGAUGGGAAUAGUAUGGAAAUGGCAGCCAACUAACCUUGGACCAGUUCCCCAAAUACCUAUAUUCCAAACCACAGGCUCACUUUGAAUCUACAUGUUUACACAUUUCUCUUCUUCUGUCUGUACCUGUAAAUGUUUUGGUAUUCAUUUGCAAUAAAAGACUGUUUGGAUUA